Bactrocera latifrons is the source of this 3318-nucleotide messenger RNA. RefSeq names its product methionine--tRNA ligase, cytoplasmic (gene MetRS). Gene Ontology annotation, molecular function: methionine-tRNA ligase activity; ATP binding. The coding region runs from base 1 to 2886 and encodes 961 amino acids. Gene Ontology annotation, cellular component: cytosol; aminoacyl-tRNA synthetase multienzyme complex. Gene Ontology annotation, biological process: methionyl-tRNA aminoacylation. The transcript has 9 exons. The record is from RefSeq and is a predicted model, not a curated record. NCBI's taxonomy places the organism in Eukaryota, Metazoa, Arthropoda, Insecta, Diptera, Tephritidae.
AUGAAAAUUUAUACCAACGAAGGAAAUCCGUUUGGAUUAAAAUUACAAUUGUUGGCGAAGUUCGCCAAUAAACCAGUGGAAGUCAUUAAAGUCACGUUAAAUGACCCUGCCAGCAAAGAUUUUUUAGUCUUACCAAUAUUGGAGCUAGAAAGUGGUUUGAAAUUGUUUUCGACGGAUGCGGUUGCAAGAUAUCUAUUUCCGGAUGAAGGUGCCCUUCGUGAUGAGUGGCUGGAAUGGUCAACGGUAAAAUUGGCACCCGCCCUGUCCCAACAUUUGUCCGUCGGCCACCGUGCCAAUCCUGACGCAUUACCUGUUCUAAAUUUACUAGUCAGAAAAUUAGAUGAUCGUUUGGCAGACUCAGCCUUUUUAACGGGAGAUAAAGUAAGUACAGCAGAUAUCGCUGUAUGGUCCUUAUUGGCACCCGACGGCACAAUGAAAGGUGCUCAGAAUAUACAGCAUCUUAAAGCAUGGUAUCGAAAAAUCACUGCACUACCUGAAGUUCAAUCGGUGCUAGCAGGAACUCCAUUAGCUGACUUAAGUUUCACAUCUUUGCAAAAUUCCAACCGAUAUGGUGGUCUGAAUCAUGUUCCCGUCCGCGUGCAUACAGCAUCUGAGUCGGAGAAUUUACUAGCCGAUACAACUGGAAAUUUGGCAGACACUGUCACGGAAGACGAGUUGGCGAACGCUCAAAACAGUUUUGUGCAAGUGUCUUCGCCACAACGCGUUGAACCUCGAACCGUUUUGCCAAAGGCAGGAGAACGUAACGUUUUAAUAACAUCCGCCUUACCUUACGUGAAUAAUGUGCCACAUUUGGGAAACAUCAUAGGCUGUGUGUUGUCUGCAGAUAUUUUUGCUCGAUAUUCCCGCGCCGUUGGUAACAAUACUCUAUAUAUCUGUGGUACAGACGAGUACGGCACGGCAACAGAAAACAAGGCAUUAGCUGAGAACCUCACCCCAAAGCAAAUAUGUGACAAAUACUUUGAUCUGCAUAAUUCAAUUUAUCGCUGGUUUGGCAUUGGUUUUGAUUUCUUUGGUCGCACGUCGUCGCAGCAUCAAACUGAAAUUGUGCAAGAAGCAUUUCAGGACGUUUACAAGAACGGCUAUAUAUUCACCGAGAGCGUUGACCAGCUACAUUGUGUGAAAUGUGAUAGAUUUCUGGCCGAUCGAUUCGUAGAAGGCACAUGUCCUCAUCCUGGCUGUGGAUAUGAAGACGCACGUGGAGAUCAAUGCGAUAAGUGUGGCAAGCUAGUUAAUGCCACCGAACUAAUUCGGCCACGUUGCAAAAUUUGUAACAGCGCACCAGUAAUACGGUCCUCGGACCAACUCUUCCUCGACUUGCCAAAAAUUGAACCACAACUACGUGUGUGGUUGGAGGGCUCCGAAAUGGGCUGGACCAAUAAUGCCCGCGUAAUUACUCGUUCUUGGCUACGGGAAGGUCUCAAACCGCGAUGUAUUACACGUGAUCUUAAAUGGGGUAUACCCGUGCCACUUGCUGGUUUCGAAAAGAAAGUUUUCUAUGUGUGGUUCGAUGCUCCAUACGGUUAUAUUUCCAUGACGAAACAUUACACCAGCGAAUACAAACAGUGGUGGAUACCAUCGAAGGAUGUGAAAGUAGAGCUUUUCCAUUUCAUGGCCAAGGACAACGUUCCCUUCCACUCUGUUGUGUUCCCAUCUUCACUAUUGGCGACCAACAAGGGGCACACUAUGGUAACUAAUAUUAUGGCGACAGAGUAUUUGAACUACGAAGAUGGUAAAUUCAGUAAAAGCCGUGGUAUUGGUGUGUUUGGCAACGACGCUCAGCAAACUGGUAUUUCUGCUGAUAUAUGGCGUUUCUAUCUUGCCUCUGCACGGCCGGAAGGUCAAGACUCCAACUUCAGUUGGAAUGACUUGGCUGCGCGUAAUAACUCCGAUUUGUUAAACAAUUUGGGUAAUUUCGUGAACCGUGCCUUAGUCUUCUGCGAAAAGAACUUCAACUGCGUCGUGCCGACUAUGACACUAACAAAGAAUGAGCUCAUACUGUUGGCACUCAUCAACCGCGAAGUACGAGGUUAUAUCCACUCACUUGAAAAGGCAAAAUUGCGAGACGGCAUACGGCAUUUGCUUUCGAUCUCUCGUCACGGCAAUGGUUACAUGCAAUCUCAGCAACCAUGGGUGCUACUAAAAGGCUCUACUGAGCAGAAGGCGCGCGCAGCCACCAUCAUUGGUAUUUGCGCCAACAUCGCUGCGCUUCUGGCCAAUCUUAUGUUACCAUACAUGCCAACAAUUGCGCGUACACUUUUCUCUCAGUUAAACGCUAAACCCACCCUACUAAAUCCAGAAAAACCAUUUAUCAACAUUCUUCUGCCCACUGGUCAUAACAUUGGAAAACCAGCACCCUUAUUCACCAAAUUGGAGCAGAACUUUAUUGAAGAGUUGAAAAAGAAGUUUGGCGGUGUACAGGAUCAAACCAACGACAGCCAGCCAUCAUCGGCAACAACCAAUACAAAUUCGGCGACUGCCAAGCCUUCGGCACUUCCCAGCAGCACACUUUCAGUGGCUCAGUUGGAGGAAGCCGUGUGUUUGCAAGGCGAAAAAGUACGUCAGCUAAAGGCGUCAACGAAAGACAAAGCUGUUUGGCAACCCGAAGUAAAUAUCUUAUUGGAUCUCAAAAAGCAACUGACUGCCGCUCAAGCUGUUUCGACGCCAGAGGCCAGCGACGAAAAAGUCAAGGACCUUGAACAACGUAUUACACAACAGGGCGAAAAGGUACGCCAAUUGAAAGCAAGCGGUGAUGUCAGCGUGUGGAAACCGGAAGUGGAGAAACUGCUGCAACUGAAAAAGGAUCUUGCCACACUCAGCGGCGCACCCCAACCUGCUGCUCAGGGUAAAAACAAAAAGAAAAAAUAGAUGUUGCCAAGUGUAACGAGAUAAUCCUGCAUCAUCAUGCAAUCAAGCAUUUUCUGUUUUUACAUACGUAAAGAAAUGUAUAACAUACAUCCCGGACAAGUGUUACACUCAAUUGCUUAUCUCCAAAUUUUACUUUUAAGCAUUACUUGACUGUAGCUUCAUUUCAAUUACGCUUUUAUCUGAAGGCUUGUUCAACUCAAAUGGUUGCUUUCUCUGGAUAUUAUUAAUUUAAUUAACUAAUUAAUUUAUUUUAGUGUGUUGGUUACAUGAAGUAUUUGAUUUAAUUAAAUAUUUUACACACCCCCCUUUAACCAUAAACGAGAAUAAUAUUUAUAAUUUACAUGGCUUGAUUGCUCGCAUAGAGUAUUUUAUUACUUCUUUGUUCAUAGAAAUGAAUUCAAUAAAUUUAGUAAGACAUUGCAUUAAAUGAAA